Molecule: messenger RNA, 1381 nt
Organism: Cavia porcellus (domestic guinea pig)
Lineage: Eukaryota; Metazoa; Chordata; Mammalia; Rodentia; Caviidae
Gene: Slc25a47
Product: solute carrier family 25 member 47
Exons: 6
Coding region: 44-991 (315 amino acids)
Biological process (GO): transmembrane transport
Cellular component (GO): mitochondrion
Molecular function (GO): transmembrane transporter activity
Source: RefSeq, a predicted model, not a curated record
CAGCCAGCCAGGGCAGUAAGCAGGCGCCGGCUCUGCCCUGUCCAUGGAUUUUGUGGCUGGAGCCAUCGGAGGAAUCUGCGGCGUGGCUGUGGGCUACCCCCUGGACACGGUAAAGGUCAGGAUCCAGACGGAGCCCAAGUACACAGGCCUCUGGCACUGCAUCCGGGACACGUACCGCCACGAGCGGGUGUGGGGCUUCUACCGCGGCCUCUCGCUGCCCGUGUGCACCACAUCGCUGGUGUCCUCCGUGUCCUUCGGCACCUAUCGCCACUGCCUGGCACAGAUCUGCCGCUUCCGGUAUGGCAGCGCUGACGCCAAGCCCGCCAAGGUGGACAUCACGCUGUCAGGAUGUGCCUCGGGCCUUGUCCGGGUGUUCCUGACUUCGCCCACAGAGGUGGCCAAGGUGCGCCUGCAGACGCAGACGCACGCGCAGACCGGGACGCAGGCGCAGACGCCGAGCCGCACGCAGCGCCGCCCCUCCGCCUCGUGGCCUGCCGCCGCGCCGCCUCUGUGUCCUGCGCCCACGCGUCCCGAUCCUGGGCCUAAGUACCGCGGGCCGCUGCACUGCCUGGCCACGGUGGCCCGAGAGGAGGGGCUUCGGGGCCUCUAUAAGGGCAGCUCCGCCCUGCUCCUGCGGGACGGCCACUCCUUCGCCACCUACUUCCUCUCCUAUGCCAUCCUCUGCGAGUGGCUCACUCCCGCCGGCCACAGCCAGCCAGACGUGGCGGGCGUGCUGGUGGCUGGCGGCUGUGCGGGGGUCCUGGCCUGGGCGGUGGCCACCCCCAUGGAUGUGAUCAAGUCGCGGCUGCAGGCGGACGGGCAGGGCCCGCAGCGCUACCGGGGCCUCCUGCACUGCCUGCUGAGCAGCGUGCGCCACGAGGGCCCCCGGGUGAUGUUCAAGGGGCUGGCGCUGAACUGCUGCCGCGCCUUCCCGGUCAACAUGGUGGUCUUCGUGGCCUACGAGGCCGUGCUGCGGCUCAUGCGACCCUAGGGCGACCCUCGGCGGCCUCUGCGGGUCGCUGCAGGCACCGAGGAGACCAGGGGGUGCGGACCCCAGAGAGCCUGGCCCAGGACAGCUGGGUGCCUGGGAGUGGGCAGGCCAACUGGCUCCGACCUCCGUCCACAGGAGGACAAGGGUCAGCAGGAUCGGAGUGGCUCGCGGAUGAGGUGUUUUUGCCGGCUCCCCACAGACCCUACCCCUCCACCCAUGCUCAGCCUCUGUACCCUCCAAGGCUGUGCCAGUCUGGGGACACCGUUGCAUUUCAGCCCCAGGCCAGCUUGUCCUGUCUGCCUGCAGGGUCAGCAGAGCCCCUGGUCGGGGGUGACACCUUCCCACACAUGCAGGGUCUCCCUGGACGGGUCAAUAAAGAGUCUCCCGGGA